AUGGCAACAAUCAAAUCCGAGGCAAUCCAAUCAUUGAUUCUUCAAACUUUAUCAUCAGAAGAGACCAUUUCAGAUUCAAGACAACUUGCCUUGGAGGGGAAGUCGUUGAGCUCGACAGAAGACCAAAAUGUGAUCAGAGGUGUUUUGGAUAGUCUGAGUAGUAAAGAGAUGGUAGAAUAUAAACAAAUCACAACUACUUCAUACAUCUUGACUGAAGAAGGUAAAUUAAUAGAUGAAAAAGGUUCGCAUGAAAUUAGGGUAUGGCAAGUAUUGCCUGUUAAAGGUAAAGGUGAACCCAUCACAGUACCGGAAUUACAAAAAUUAGUAGGCCCAGGUAUAGCUAAAGUAGGACAAUCAAGAGCUUUUAAGAAUAAAUGGAUAGCAAAAGAUGGUAAUGGUUUCGUAAGAUCUGCCGAGGCACCAGUGGAUGAGACAGCUAUUCAACUUCGUGAAAUCAGAGAGAAAGGGGAUCACACUUCUGGAGAGAGCGUGACGAAAGAAUUACAGAAGAGGAAAUUGAUUGCACCCAAAAAACACAUUCACUACUCGAUUUCAAAAGGAGCAAAUUUCUCCACAGAAGUCAAACAACUCGAAACUGAUCUUACCGUUGAAAUGUUACAAUCUGGCGCAUGGAAAGACUCGUCCUUCAAACAAUAUAACUUCGCUGCUGCCGGUCAACCUACAGACGGAGGUGCUCUGCAUCCUUUGUUGAAAGUCAGGGAGGAAUUCAGGAAUAUCUUCUUCGAAAUGGGAUUCACUGAAAUGCCAACGAAUCGAUUCGUCGAAUCUGCUUUCUGGAAUUUCGAUGCUAUGUUCGUACCGCAACAACACCCUGCGAGAGAAAUGCAAGAUACUUUCUAUGUGAAAAACCCCGUGAAGUCACUUCAACCUGAACCAGAGUACUAUGAACGUAUUCGAAAAGUCCACGAGGAAGGUGGAUACGGCUCCAUUGGAUACAGAGCACCUUUCUCCAGGGAGGAAAGUGAGAAAUUAUUAUUACGAACUCAUACAACAGCAAUUUCAACUGCGAUGUUGUAUGAAUUGGCAAAUCAAAAAGGUGGUUUCAAACCUGCCAAAAUGUACAGUAUUGAUAGAGUAUUCAGAAACGAGACUGCAGAUGCUACUCAUCUUGCAGAGUUCCACCAAGUAGAAGGUGUAGUUGCGGAUUAUAACAUCACCUUAGGCAAUUUGAUCGCUUUCAUGCAGGAAUUCUUCGGUAAAACUGGUAACACCAAACUUCGAUUCAAACCCGCUUACAACCCAUACACAGAGCCUAGUAUGGAAGUUUUCUCAUGGCACGAAGGAUUAGGCAAAUGGAUUGAAAUCGCUAAUUCUGGUAUCUUCCGACCUGAAAUGCUUGAGCCUAUGGGAUUACCAAAAGGAGUCAGAGUAUUAGGUUGGGGAAUGUCAUUGGAAAGACCGACCAUGAUCAAAUACAAGAUAUCAGAUAUCAGAACUUUGGUAGGACAUAAAACUGAUUUGGAUCAAGUGAAGAAGAGAGCAGCUGUCAGAUUGGAGAAAGGUGAUGAUUGA
Kwoniella shivajii is the source of this 1533-nucleotide messenger RNA. RefSeq names its product phenylalanine-tRNA ligase, alpha subunit. NCBI's taxonomy places the organism in Eukaryota, Fungi, Basidiomycota, Tremellomycetes, Tremellales, Cryptococcaceae. Bases 1 to 1533 code for a protein of 510 amino acids. The record is from RefSeq and is a predicted model, not a curated record. Gene Ontology annotation, molecular function: ATP binding; phenylalanine-tRNA ligase activity; tRNA binding. Gene Ontology annotation, cellular component: phenylalanine-tRNA ligase complex; cytoplasm; cytosol. The transcript has 12 exons. Gene Ontology annotation, biological process: phenylalanyl-tRNA aminoacylation.